UCUGAUGUUUAGAAAAGCUUCCUCUGCACCGCUCCCCUGCUUUCAGACCGUUCUUGUUUUUUGAAUCUUGAAGUUACUCAAAAGGCCUGUCUCGGUCUCCAUGGCCCCGAUUAUGACUCUACUUAUUUUCCCCAGUGGAGACUAGAUGGGGGAUAUUUUUAAGAUCCCGAAGUCACAUUCUAAGGCAUUCUCCCGAAAACCUCCAAAGUGGGGUCGGGGGUAGGGGCCCCUCUGAGACAGCAAUUGAGAGUCAGGCAGAACUGGAUUGCAAAGUGUAUGGGCAGAAACCAUGCUGCCAUGAAGACGUAGGUACAGCUUUCACAUGAACACAGCUGGCACUAUUAUAAUUUAGUGCUCCAAAGGAAGACUGUCAGAGAACACAAAAGGACGUUUCUGAGGCCAAAGAAUGUAGGAACCUGAACUUGAAACCUGAGCUACUGCCUGAAGGUAUGGUGAGGCCAACAGAUGAAGAAAAGGUAGCCUGUUAUUCCCAGGUCUCAGAAGGAGUGAGGCAUGGUGCCUUACGAAGAGCCGCACAGCGCACCGCCAAGCUGUUAACUAACAGGAGACAAUGAAACCGAAGAUGGAGGCAGCAUGGACCAGUGUCCUUCAUUAGAAGUCAGCCGUAGUGAUGGCGGAGAGUCCCCAGGAGAAACUCGAGAACCUGAGCAUCUGACCUGUAUGGACUCUGGGGAUUCUUCCUUUGGACAGAAUGAUUCCCCUACUAUUUUGCCCAUUCCUGCUCCUGAAACAGAUGAGUCACUCACAUCACAGGACAUGCCAGAGACACUGACCGAGGCACAGACCCUUCAUGAGGAGCAGUUUCGUCUUUUGGACCCAAAUGGGCAGCCUCUUCAAUAUGACCUUCAGUCACUGGGCGAUUCUAAUGCACAAAUGAUGAUCGCUACGAGCCCAUCAGAAAACGGACAGGUGCUUCAUAUAAUUCCAUCUACCCAGACAGGAAUGGCUCAAGUGAUCAUACCUCAGGAGCCGCUUGUGGAUGUGACUAGUCCUCAAGAUGCCUCUGAAGAGAAACCCACUGACAGAAGCUUACCAACUGUAAGAGCAGACACUCUAGAAGCCAGCACCAAUGACUACAUUCUUCGUUCUCAAGCAUCCCUUGGGUUUCCCAAAAAGUCAGGGACCAGAAUGCUCGAAGAAUCUUUGCCGGCUCCUCUUCAGCCACUGUCUUGUAACACACCGAUCUGGGCCUGCCGUCUUAGGAGUUGUGAGAAAAUUGGAGAUUCCUACCGUGGCUACUGUGUCAGUGAGACUGAACUAGAAAGCAUCCUCACUUUUCACAAGCAGCAAACCCGGAGUGUCUGGGGCACUCGCCAGUCUCCAAGCCCAGCCAAACCUGCCACGCGCUUGAUGUGGAAGUCCCAGUAUGUGCCCUACGACGGCAUCCCGUUUGUCAAUGCAGGUAGUCGAGCUGUAGUAAUGGAGUGUCAGUAUGGACCAAGAAGGAAAGGUUUCCAGUUAAAAAGAAUCAGUGAGCAAGAAAGCAGGUCUUGUCAUCUCUACAAAGCUACUUGUCCAGCCAGGAUUUACAUUAAAAAGGUACAGAAGUUCCCUGAAUAUAGAGUGCCUACAGACCCCCAGAUAGACAGGAAGAUCAUCAGAAUGGAGCAGGAGAAAGCCUUCACCAUGCUGAAGAAGAACUUGGUAGAUGCUGGUGGUGUCCUUCGAUGGUAUGUGCAGUUACCUACACAGCAAGCUCAUCAGUAUCAUGAACUAGAGACUCGGGGCCUCCCUCUCUCACUGGCUCCUUUUCCUGUGUCUGCUCCUGAGGAAGAGGAAACUGUAGUCAGAGAUGAGAACUGUGCGUUGCCCUCACGCCUCCACCCGCAAGUAGCGCAUAAGAUUCAGGAGCUAGUGUCACAGGGCGUGGGACACGUGUACGCAGUGAGGAAGCAGCUCAGGAAAUUUGUGGAAAGAGAACUGUUCAAACCUGAUGAGGUACCUGAAAGACAUAAUUUAUCAUUUUUUCCAACUGUAAAUGAUAUAAAAAAUCAUAUCCAUGAGGUACAGAAAUCAUUGAGGACUGGAGAUGUGGUAUAUAACUCAGAGGUGAUUCCAGCAACGCUUCAGUGGACCACAGAUAGUGGGAAUAUUCUCAGAGAGACUGUAACAGUUACAUUUGCAGAAGGACACUCACUAGGAGAACCAGUUGCCAGCAGCGUGGGGGCGCGUCGGGCACAGACUUCUCUGUCUCCAGAGCCAUGUCACCUGCUCUCCCCGCUCUCUUCAUUUCAGCCCAAAAUCUUCUCACACUCACAGGGUUUGAAGUUACAGCCAAGACUUUCCUCUCCUGAUGGAUCACAAGCUCUGGUGUCAGGAACUAGCCAUCCCUCCUCCAGUCCUUCAGGACUUCUGGAUACAGUAGGAAAUGCUGUAGUGAAUAAUCAUUCUCUGCUGCUUGGUCAAAGUCAGAGCCUUCGAACAGAUACAUGCCUAAUGCGAAACAAUAGUGCUGCCUCUACCAUGGGGAAUCUCCCAGAAUCAGUUCAAAAUCUCGGAACGGAUCAGCUGGUGGAAGCUGAAGAUGUUGAGGAUACGGGGAAUCUGGAAGGAAGUGUAAAUAGGAUUCUGUUGGGAGAUGUGCAAACUGUUCCAAUACCAAUCAUAGACAGCCAUCCAGCUCUUAUUGAAGAAAGUCUAGAAGAUACCCUGUCUGUGAACCAAGUUAAACAAGAACCCAAAGAGCCAACACUGUCUAUGGGAGCAAAAACUUUUCUGGACUGUAAAAAAUUAUCUGCUACAUAAAAUGUUUAAAGCUUUUCAGAAUUGACAGCUCUGGCACCUUCUGAUGUCUUAGAAGGGGAAGCUUUCCAGGGCAUGUUAUGUCAGUCACUGGACCAGAACUGAAUGAUGCAGCUUUGACUUAAAACUUGAAUGUUUGUUGUCAAUUCCAUAUUUGUAUUCCCCUUAAGAAAUAUUUUACUUCAUUUUGUAUUCCUUUUUUUUUUUUGUUAUCCAGUUAGACAUGUGUUUGAAAAGAUCACAGUAAUUUAGUGUGAACACAAAUGGUUAUCUCAUCCCCGGAAAUACCGAGUAUUGCUUCUUAUAAGACAACCAAGUCCAACAAUAAAAGCAGUGUGAGUGCA
Peromyscus eremicus (cactus mouse) is the source of this 3107-nucleotide messenger RNA. RefSeq names its product calcium responsive transcription factor (gene Carf). Gene Ontology annotation, cellular component: nucleus. The coding region runs from base 595 to 2766 and encodes 723 amino acids. Gene Ontology annotation, biological process: regulation of transcription by RNA polymerase II. NCBI's taxonomy places the organism in Eukaryota, Metazoa, Chordata, Mammalia, Rodentia, Cricetidae. The transcript has 17 exons. The record is from RefSeq and is a predicted model, not a curated record. Gene Ontology annotation, molecular function: DNA-binding transcription factor activity, RNA polymerase II-specific; RNA polymerase II cis-regulatory region sequence-specific DNA binding.